Messenger RNA from Archocentrus centrarchus (flier cichlid), 3611 nucleotides. RefSeq names its product G-protein coupled receptor family C group 6 member A-like. Gene Ontology annotation, cellular component: plasma membrane. Lineage: Eukaryota; Metazoa; Chordata; Actinopteri; Cichliformes; Cichlidae. The transcript is spliced from 6 exons. Gene Ontology annotation, biological process: G protein-coupled receptor signaling pathway. Gene Ontology annotation, molecular function: G protein-coupled receptor activity. The coding region runs from base 1 to 2541 and encodes 846 amino acids. The record is from RefSeq and is a predicted model, not a curated record.
AUGUUGUACCUGUGUGGUUCCACAAUGUUAUUGAUGUGGGUAUUUGUCAUGAGUAUGUUUGAUUCCUUUUUAGGGGAGAAUAGUUGCCUCCGUGCAUACUCUCCUGGGGAUAUCAUCAUUGGAGGACUUUUCCCUAUUCACUUAAAAACCAACAGGACUGAAACUCCAGGACCUGUCUCCUGUAGUGACUAUGAUUUACAAAUGUUCCUGCGCAGUCAAGUGAUGAUCUAUGCCAUCCGAGAAAUAAGCCUACCUGAUAUCACCAUAGGCUACGACAUCUAUGACACUUGUGGAGAUGUCAGCCUCGCCAUAAUGGCGACUCUCGAGCUGCUGAAGAACCAGUCAGACCCACAAAGCUGUUUACUGCCAGCAGAACCCCAAACAAAAGUGGUGAUCGGGGAAACUUCUUCAGAAGUAUCGAUAGCUGUUGCACGAAUUGUUGCUCUGUCAUCAGUUGCCCAGAUUAGUUAUGCAUCGACCAGUGAGUUGUUAAGCAGGAAGUUCAAGUUCCCCGCUUUUCUGCGAACAGUGCCUAGUGAUGAAUAUCAGACAAAGGGUAUUGUUGAGCUGGUGAAGACAUUUCAUUGGCAAACAGUGUUCAUUGUCGGAAGUGAUGAUGAAUAUGGGAAGUACGGCAGUGACGGCCUUGUGAACACCUUUAGUGAAACAAACGUCUGCGUUGAAGCUGUUCACAUCUUGUCUGCUGAUUUUAUGAAAAACAAUUCCCAGACCCAAAGGAAGCUGAAUGAACUACUGGGAGACAUCAAAAAUUCCUCCGCUGAAGCCAUCAUCCUCUUCACGAAGGGCUCCAAUGUUAAAAUCAUCCUGGGAGCAGCUAUUAAAGACAAAGUCAACAGAACUUGGAUUGCAAGUGAUUCAUGGUCCAACUCUCCAACAAUCUCUGCAAUGCCAGGAAUUGAGCAUAUUGGGCAAGUUUUCGGGUUCAUCUUCAAGCAGAGUGAGGUGCCUGGCUUUAAAGACUAUGUCAUGUCGAUGUUUAAUGGAACUAAAAAUGAUAUUCUCAACUAUCACCUGACACAGCAUCCACUUUGUUCAAAUCAGUCUGAAGAGAAAAGAGCUAAUGCUUCCUUACCAACAAGGAAUCAACUGGGGUCCAAGCAGUGUCUGGACCCAAACUUAUUGGCUACUUACAUUGACAAGGAUCAGUCUUAUAGUAUCUAUUUAGCUGUUCAAGUCAUUGCUGAGGGUCUCAGAUGUUUGCUGAAGUGUGACAACCAUCAGUGUGAACGUAGCUCCAACUUCACACCCUCAGAGCUUCUCUCAGAAAUCCAGAAAGUAAACUUUUCUGUGGGCACCACACGUAUUUUCUUUAAUAGUGAUGGAGAUCCCAAUUUGGGAUACAAUAUCGUAUAUUGGAAUAUGUCUGAAUUCCAUCAGCGUGCACAGAUACACCGUGUUGGAGAAUACCACCCAGAUGGAGAAAUUGAAGUCCAAGUACAUCAUUUCAGACACCUGAUAAAUCAGACGGGCUCUGUUUACAACUGCUCAAAAACGUGUGAUCCAGGGCAAGAACUAAAAAUGGAAACAAAAAAGUGUUGCCCGGUUUGUGUUCCAUGUGCAAGUGGAGAGUUUUCCCCUGGAAACGGUUCAACAUGCAAGCACUGUGGUGAAAAGCGGUACUCACUUGAUAAACAGAGGAAUGAGUGUUUAAACAAGAGAGAUGAAUUUCUCCAAUGGUCAGAUCCCUUCUCGAUCAUCCUCUGUUCUCUGGCAGCCGUUGGGAUCAUUCUUACUGUUGUGUUUACUGUCCUGUUUGCAGUCUAUCUUAGAACUCCCAUCGUGAAGGCAGUUGGAGGUUAUUUGUGUUUUCUGGAGCUUUUUUCCUUGUUGGCCGCCUUCUGCCUUAUAUUCACCUUCAUUGGCAAACCUACUAAGAGCUCAGACUGUAUGGGUCUGCCUCUCUUUGGUAUAGCCUUUACCCUCUGUAUUGCUUGCAUUCUGGCUAACUUAUUUCAGAUCUUGGUGGGUUUCAACUUUGACCUUCAGAGAGGGUCUUGUAUAAAGAAGCUGAAUAAGCCACUGCUGUUGGUGACCAUCAUCUCUGGGGUCCAGUUAGCCUUGUCUGUGUCAUGGCUGAUCAAAGAACCACCAACUCCUAAAGAGAACACUGACUUUUCAGACAAAACCACCCUGCACCAGUGUGAGUUUGAGUCCCUUCACCACUUUUUAGCCAUGUUAGCCUACAACGGUUUCUUGGGUCUUAUUUGUUUCGUGUUUGCAUUCAAAGGCAAACAGUUGCCAGAUUUGUAUAAAAAUGCUUCUUUAAUCACCAUCGGCAUGCUGAUGUUUAUAGUCAUUUGGAUCAUCUUCCUCCCUAUUUAUCUGACGUUGACAGGGAUGUACAAACCAGCAGUAGAAGCUGCAGCCAUCCUCACUUCCUGCUUCAGCAUCCUUGGCUGUCACUUGGCCCCCAAGUGUUACAUUAUGUUGUUCAGGAAAGAGCUUAAUCAUCAGAACGCUAUUACUGAGUACAUCAGGAAGCAUUAUGAGCGGAAGGGCAUAUCUGUGGUGCAGUCGUAGUCUCACCUAAACUCUCUGUGAGUGCUAUAAAUAACACUGAUCUGCAACAAAAUUUACCUGCUUUUGAUGAAAUUAUACCCACUGGGUCUUUCUGGCAAUUUAAUAUGUGGUUUGGCCAUAGACUGUAUAUAAAAGAUGAAUGCAGCCACUGGGACAUCACCCAUUGGUUACUGAAGUCCUGCUGUGAAACCUCAAGCUGAGCGUUUUCAUUGUUGUCAUUUUAGCUUUUAUUAUCGCAAUGGCUUCACUUUUCCAACUUGGAAUUUUGUAUAUUUAGCCUGUGAAAUUUUACCACACAAAGAAAAAGUUGAAUAUUUUCUAAGCUAACCACAUCUCAGCUGCAGCCCACCUUCACCAGAAAGUGAAUAAAUGUUUAACUCUUCUUUUGUCUAUCAUCUUUCUGUGGAAUCAUAUAACAUGCAGAAUUUCCCUCACCAAAAGUGGAGCACCGACUUCUUGAGCUGUGUAAUUGUACUAUUAACUGCACGGCAACCCAUAUUAUUUGUCAUGCAAAUAAUGCUCCAGAACGCACAAACAUGAUCCAAAGGUCCGCUUUAGUGCUUCUAAUUAGCUGAGGUGACGCAUCAGUCAAAGAGGCUACACCUCCAACAAUGCAAACUAUUGCCUGUUUGCAUCCAGCUUUUCAAUUGCUGCCAUCUUGUGGCCACAGUUGACUUGAAGCAGGUUUGACUCCCAGCCGCUUGAAUCUGUAACUUAAGUUGUUUUAAUGGCCAUUUGUGUCCCAUUAACAGCAGCUUGAGCUCACCAAGCUGAGAAGGAAGCAGCUUUCUCAGGUUCUCUGCACAUGUGCAUUGUGGAUAAACCGCUGGUCUUUGACAGGAAACCGCCUUGCUACACAAGCUCCUGCUGGCUCUGCUUUCCCUGCUCUGAGAUCAGUUACCACACACACGGCAUGCAUAAUAUUGUAAAUACUCAUAUAGGUACCAGGUCAUUUAUCAGUUCCAGUCACUGGGGACACUAAUAUAGUAGCAGUAGCACAGUAACACUGAUGAUAGAUGUUUGGCCUAAUUUGGCAAAGUUGUUGUUGUAACUUAUAACUGGGGAAAACU